AUGCAAAUGAGGUGUUAUCACAGUCACGUCAGCAGCAGCGGUAGAGCCGCUGUGCCGUGGUCGCCAGCAGGAGUAGAACUAACAACACAGUCACAACUUCGCCGAUAACACUGUCCCUACAUUGACGUCUGGAGUUGCACUUUUGGGUUCGUUUCGGGGACUCAAUAUAAGGAACAUGCUGUAGCUUUGGAGACAGCAAGGCUCAUUGGGACCAGCUUGGAUCCAGUGGAGUUCCAAAGGUGCCACUUACCCUCCGGGCUCUGCCAUGGACUUCUUUAAUGACCCCAACCUCUUCGUUGGAGGUUUGGAAGGGCUGGAUGAGGAUGGCUUCCCCUCAGCACCAUCACUUGUGGAUGAGCUAAACCUCAGUGCUGACUUCGAGCCUCUCCAGGUGGAGCCUCUAGGUCCAGGGAAGCACCAAGACCUGAUUCCACCUGUUUCUACCCAACAGGCCAUACCCACUUACAGUGAGCAGAUGGGUCACUACAUUGGCAUUAAGGCACAGAAUCCUGUUGUGCAGGCAUUUUCUGGUCCUGGGGGAACAGGUGGAGGACGCAGUGGCUUGAUUGCAGACCAACAUGGCCAGUACCACAAUGCUGCCAUGAGCCAAGUACCUCAAUCCAACGGGCUGUUCUGUAACAGUGGCAGUCCAAUGUGGGGCAACCAAGACCAGAAUGGCAAUAUGUACCACCCCUUAUCUCAACAGCAGCAACAUCAACAACAGCUUUGUCAUCAGCAGCAGCAGCAGCAGCAACUGCACAACCAGCAACUUCAUGUCAGACAACAACAAACACAGCAGCAACAACACCACCCAUGUCAUCAACAACAGGAGCAGCAGCACAGAAUGCGGCAGCAGCAGCUGCAACAACAGCAAAGUCAUCAGCAGCAGCUGUUAAACCAGCGCCAGCACCAACAAAUUAACACACAGACUAUGUCCCUGCAACAACAGCAGCAUCACAGUUUCUCCUUUCACCAGGGAGGUCAAUCUCAGAACCAGCAGCAAGUUCACCAUACUCAACAGCAGGUUCACCUACCUGUAGGAGGGCCCAGGUUCCACUCAAGGGCUCUGCCAAGUAAGUCUUAUUUGGAUCAAAAUGCUUCUCUAAGUGGGACUUGCUUACAAGCACAGCAGGGUAGCUACCAGUUGACCAGGGGAGGUCAAGCUUUCUCUGGACCAGGACCAGAAGACCCUAACCUGCCCUUCCCAAUGCAUUCGUCAUCUAUGGUUCACCCCCUGCCCACAUGCUCAGUCAAUUCUGCCACUGCUUACCAACCGGCUGCGUACCCUGCCUACCCUGGAGAGCCAGAAAUACCCAGUCUCAGUCAGCAGUCUUUGUCUUCAGCCUUGGUGUCAAGACCCACCACCACCACCCCUGCACCCCUCACUUCUACAGGGCCUGAACUCUCAGGGACAGUAUGUCAGUUUCCAUCCGUGGCAGUCAUGAGUCAGCAGCACACGAGGGCCUCAGUUAGUCUGGCUGAGGAAUGUCCUUUCCGGGCCCUACAUUGCUCUGGAGAAACGCAGGGAAACUGUAAGUCAUCUGAGAUGUUUGGUGAAUCUAUGAGCUGUUACCCUAUCAUGACCAGUCAACUGCCCUCUGAGCAGCCAGAGAGCUGCGGGGCCAUCAACACUAAUGGAUACCAAGCAUUGGGAGACACUCUCCUGCCAUCGGAGGCUCAAGAUGGUGACUUGGAGGGCCUGGAGCCUCCGGACCUCCUGCCUGACCUACUGCCCCAACUGGAGGCUGCUCUCAGCCAACAGGAUGAAUCCAACUGUUCCUGGGCCGAUUCCAGCCAAGAGAGGGGACAUGAGCAGAGGAAACCACCACCUGUUGAAUACAAGGAAGAGAAGCCUCGAAAGAACGCUAAUGGUCCUGGCAGCCAAGUACGGGUCCUCAGUCCCCCAAUGAAGAGCAGCUCAUCGUCCUCCUCCUCUUCCUCAUCGUCUUCAUCCUCAUCCAGCUCAUCAUCGGAGAAGAGGACACCGCGGAGGACGCAUCAUCAGAUGGAGGCAAUUAUACAGGACAAGCAGGAGAAGGCCAAUAGGAUAAUAUCAGAGGCUAUUGCUAAGGCCCGGCAGCGUGGAGAGAAGAACAUCCCCAGAGUUAUGAGCCCUGAGAGCUUCCCCAGCUCUUCCUCACAGUACAAGACCCACCGUGACCGUGAGCACAAAGGAAACGGCAAGGCACGGCUCAAAGAGAAGGCCUGUAGGAAGGCCUGCAUUGUACCCUCCUCCAAGCCCAAGCAGAAGGCCAAGAUCGGGAAAAUUGUCAUCAAGAUUGGGAAGAAGACAAAACGAAAGCCAGAGUCUUCAGAAGAGUCUGAUGAUGACCCUCCCCCUCGACACACUUCUAAAGAUGUCGACUCUAAGAGACGAUCCAAUCGCCAGGUGAAGAGAAAGAAAUACGCUGAAGAGCUGGAGGCCAGGUUGUCAGAUGAUGAAGUCAAGGUUAUUGUCAAAGCCAAGAAAACCAACACAGUAGCACCCAAGCAGCCUGCUGUGCAACUCUUUGUAGAGAAUCCCAGUGAAGAGGAUGCUGCUGUAGUUGACAAAAUCAUGUCCUCUCGUAUCGUCAAGAAGGAGGUCUCUCCAGGAGUGGUGAUCGAAGGAGAGGAGUUUUUUGUGAAAUACAAAAAUUAUUCCUACCUACACUGUGAGUGGGCCACAGAGCAGCAGCUGGAGAAGGACAAGAGGAUUCAGCAGAAGAUCAAACGUUUCAAGAUGAAACAAGCACAGAGGGCACUCUUCUUUGCAGAUAUGGAAGAGGAGCCCUUUAACCCUGACUAUGUAGAGGUAGACAGAGUACUGGAGGUGUCAUAUUGUGAGGACAAAGACACCGGAGAGGAGGUGGUGUACUACCUGGUGAAGUGGUGCUCUUUGCCUUAUGAAGACAGCACCUGGGAGCUAAAGGACGACGUAGAUCAGAGCAAGAUUGAAGAGUUUGAGCAGCUGCAGGCAGUCAAGCCAGACUCGCGCAGGGUGGAUCGACCCCCGGCCAAUCUGUGGAAGAAGAGGGAUCAGUCGAGGGAAUACAGGAAUGGCAACAGCCUCAGGGACUACCAGCUAGAGGGGGUCAACUGGCUCCUCUUCAACUGGUACAACAGACGAAACUGCAUCCUGGCAGACGAGAUGGGCCUGGGAAAGACCAUACAGUCCAUCACAUUCCUAGAAGAGAUCUAUCGUGUGGGCAUUAAAGGGCCAUUCCUCAUCAUUGCCCCUCUCUCCACCAUUGCCAACUGGGAGCGUGAGUUUCGUACUUGGACCCAUCUCAAUGUCAUCGUCUACCAUGGAAGCAUGGUCAGCAGGCAGAUGCUCCAACAGUAUGAGAUGUAUUUCAGGGAUGCACAGGGCCGUGCGAUUCGAGGUGCCUACAGGUUCCAGGCUGUUAUCACCACAUUUGAGAUGAUCCUGGGAGGCUGUCCCGAACUCAACGCCAUAGAGUGGCGCUGUGUUAUCAUCGAUGAGGCCCACCGUCUCAAGAACAAGAACUGCAAGCUGCUAGAAGGCUUCAAGCUCAUGAACCUGGAGCACAAGGUCCUGCUGACAGGUACUCCUCUCCAGAACACAGUGGAGGAGCUCUUCAGCCUUCUCCACUUCCUAGAGCCGGCACGCUUCCCCUCAGAAAACACUUUUAUGCAGGAGUUUGGAGACCUCAAGACUGAGGAGCAGGUACAGAAGCUUCAGGGUAUACUGAAACCAAUGAUGCUGCGUCGGUUGAAGGAGGACGUGGAGAAGAAGUUGGCUCCAAAAGAGGAAACCAUCAUCGAGGUUGAGCUCACCAACAUUCAAAAGAAAUACUACCGUGCCAUCCUAGAGAAGAACUUCUCUUUCUUGGCUAAAGGAGCUGGCCAGGCAAAUAUGCCCAACCUGGUCAACACCAUGAUGGAGCUGAGAAAGUGCUGCAACCACCCCUACCUCAUCAAAGGGGCAGAAGAGAAGAUCCUAGAGGACUUCAGGGAGGUGUAUAGCCCCACUGCCAUCGACUUUCACCUACAGGCUAUGGUACAGUCUGCCGGGAAGCUGGUCCUUAUUGACAAGCUGCUGCCUAAGAUGAAGGCCGGAGGGCACAAGGUGCUCAUCUUCUCCCAAAUGGUGCGCUGCCUGGACAUCUUGGAAGACUACCUCAUUCAGAGAAGGUACUUGUAUGAGAGGAUAGAUGGACGUGUUCGUGGGAACCUGCGGCAGGCAGCUAUCGACCGAUUCAGUAAGCCCGAGUCAGAACGCUUCGUUUUCCUUCUGUGUACGAGAGCUGGUGGCCUGGGAAUCAACCUCACAGCAGCAGACACCUGCAUCAUCUUUGACUCUGACUGGAACCCACAGAACGACCUGCAGGCCCAGGCUCGCUGCCAUCGGAUCGGUCAGAACAAGGCAGUGAAGGUGUAUCGUCUGAUCACCAGGAACUCGUAUGAGCGAGAAAUGUUUGAUCGCGCCAGCCUCAAGCUGGGCCUGGACAAAGCAGUGUUGCAGAGCAUGAGUGGUCGAGAUAACAGCCUGGGAGGAGGCGCCGGGGGAGGGGCUGUGCAGCAGCAGCUGUCUAAGAAGGAGAUUGAGGAUUUGUUGCGACGCGGUGCAUAUGGGGCCAUCAUGGAUGAGGAAGAUGAAGGGGCCAAAUUCUGUGAGGAGGACAUCGACCAGAUCCUCCAGCGCAGGACAAAGACCAUCACCAUUGAAUCUGAGGGACGAGGAUCCACCUUUGCUAAGGCUAGUUUUGUGGCAUCCGGAAACCGCACAGACAUCUCUCUGGAUGACCCCAACUUCUGGGACAAAUGGGCCAAAAAGGCUGACAUUGAUAUGGAUAUGGUCAACGGAAGAAACAGCUUGGUGAUCGACACUCCUCGUGUCAGAAAGCAAACAAGGCCAUUUAGUGCCACCAAGGAUGAGUUGGCAGAGCUUUCGGAGGGCGAAAGCGAGAAUGAUGAGACCAAACCUAAGCUCAGGCGAAACCACGACCGCCUCAACAGCUACGGACGCACAGAAUGCUUUAGAGUAGAAAAGAACCUGCUUGUUUAUGGGUGGGGCCGUUGGAAGGAUAUUCUCAACCAUGGGCGUUUUAAGAAGCAGCUGACGGAGUGGGAUGUGGAAUCCAUCUGCAGAGCCCUGCUAUCUUACUGCCUGGUCCAUUACCGUGGAGAUGACAAAAUCAAAAGCUUCAUGUGGGACCUGAUCGCCCCUAGUGAGGACGGACGCACCAAGGAGCUGCAGAAUCACCUGGGUUUGUCCGCCCCAGUCCCUCGGGGCCGAAAAGGUAAGAAGAUGAAGACCCAGUCCAGCUCUUUUGACAUCCACAAAGCUGAGUGGCUCAGGAAACACAACCCUGAGCACAUGCUUCAGGACGACGGCUACAAGAAACACCUCAAACACCACUGCAACAAGGUGCUGCUCAGGGUCAGAAUGCUCUACUACCUGAAACAAGAGGUCAUAGGAAGCCAGGCCCAGAAGGUGCUAGACGGCGUGGAAUCCAGUGAGAUAAAGAUCUGGGUGCCAGACCCUGACCAUUCUGAGCUGCCAGCCUUGUGGUGGGAUGCUAUCUCUGACAAGUGUCUGCUGCUGGGUGUCUUUAAGCACGGUUAUGAGAAGUACAACACUAUUCGUGCCGACCCUACACUGUGCUUCAUAGAGCGUGUGGGACGACCAGAUGAGAAGGCCAUCGCUGCCGAACAGAGAGGCAAUGAUUUUAUGGAUGGGGAUGUGGAUGAUCCUGAGUACAAGCCUGCUCCAGCCCUGCUGAAGGACGAUAUGGAGGAUGACGCCUCUUCCCCUGGAGACUUGGUUGUCACUGACAACGCUGGAGAUGCUGUUCCAGUGACAGGAGGUCAAACUAUCUACUGGCCCUCACCCUCUGUGCUGACAGCCAGGCUGAGGCGUCUGAUUACAGCCUCUCAGCGCUUCACCAAGAGCCGGCAGAUACUCCAAAUCCACCAGACUCAGUCUCAAUCCCAGCAGACCAUGAUACUGUCUGCUCCACUGUGCCCGCUGCCCUCCACACUCAAUGACACCCUCAACCCCAAGAUGGCAGCUAAGAUUGAACGCCAACAAAGAUGGACAAGGCGAGAAGAGGCUGACUUCUACCGUGUGGUCUCCACUUUUGGUGUCGUUUUUGACCCAAACCUCGGGCGGUUCGACUGGACCAAGUUCAGGGCCAUGGCUCGGCUACACAAGAAGACCGACGAGAGCCUGCAGAAAUACCUCUGUGCUUUUACUGCCAUGUGCCGAAGGGUGUGUCGCCUGCCACCCAAAGAGGGAGACUCUGCAGUGGACCCAUCUCUUAACAUUCAGCCCAUCACAGAGGAGAGAGCGUCUCGUACCCUGUACAGAGUAGAGUUACUUCGCCAGGUGAGAGAACAAGUCCUUCGCCAUUCGUUACUCUAUGAGCGCCUGCCGCUGUGCCAGAUGAGCUCUGAUUUACCCAUCUGGUGGGAAGCUGGUACCCAUGACCGUGACCUGCUAAUUGGUGCUGCCAAGCACGGCGUCAGCCGCACAGAUUACCACAUCCUGAGAGACCCUGAGCUCAGCUUCAUGGCUGCCCAACGCAACUACAGCCAAACAAAAGCUGCACAGCAGCAGUCGCGCACAUCCACCCCGCUUCUACACCCUCAGUGCCAGGCCACUAGCUCAGUGUUGACAGGCUCUCCACUGCCUCCACCCGCCCAGAGAGACACAGAGCCCUGUGGGGUUGUACCUAAAGUGGAACCAGCCUCAGAGGGAGAGGAGGGCAGGGAGAAACAGGGGGAGAAUUGGAGCCCUUCUCGAGCACCAGCUACUCCCACAGGUCUGGAGGAGAAGCCUGUUUCUGAGAUGAUGGAAAGUGAAAGGCAGAUGGUGGCAGCACGAACCAAACCUCUCACACCCAACUCCUCUGAGAGGAAACCCAAGAAGGCCAGCAAGAGGGGCCGCAGGGAUCCUAGGCGUGGCUCCGAGUCUGACUCGGAUGGCUCUUCCUCAAGUUCUUCAUCGCGCUCCUCUUCCUCUUCUUCAUCAUCCUCUUCUUCCUCGUCACAUUCCGGGUCCAGCUCCUCCUCCUCUUCAUCGUCUUGCUCCUCUGGCUCUUCAUCGUCGUCGUCCACCUCCUCAUCUUCUUCUGAUGACAGCGAAAGUGAGGGAGAGGAAGGCAAGAAGAAAGUGCCUGCAGCAACAAGUGUAAAGGGCUUUGAUGAGGACAGUGUGGCGUCUCUGAGCACUACACAGGAUGAAACACAAGACACCCAUGUGGCUGAGAACGGCAUCGCCAACUCCUCACAUCCUUUCCAGGGAGGAGGAUACAUGCUGGCUGCAUCCUACUGGCCAAAGGAUCGUGUGAUCAUCAACCGCCUGGACAGCAUUUGCCAGGCUGUGCUAAAGGGCAAGUGGCCUGGAACACGUCGGGUCUACGAGCCUGGAGGGGUAGUGGCCUCCUUCUACACCACCAAGCUGCUGGACAACGCCAACAGCCUGUGUGAGGACCCCUCUGCCUCGCCACAGGGGUCAAAGGAGGGAGGUUUGAAGUUGACCUUCCAGAAACAAGGUCUACCUCUGAAGAGGCCCCUGGAGUCAGAGGAGGGCCCCCAUGCCCAGCAGCAGUACCUGGCCCGGCUUCAUGAGCUACAGAGCGCCUCGGACACCGGACUGGCUGAUAUCACCAAGCCUCAGUGCGGCUUCCAGACUGUUCCUCCAGAUCUUACUGGUCAGAUGAGGCUAAACGGAGUAAUGGACGGCCAGCCAGUGGUUAAGAAGCGGAGGGGAAGGAGGAAGAACGUGGAGGGGAUGGACCUGCUCUUCAUGAACAAGAGCAGAGUCCCUGCUGUGCCUGAUCCGGUGCCUCCAGGGUGGGGUGGUAUUGGCCAGGUGGGCAUGGCUGUGGCCCCUGCGCUGGGCUACAGCCAGAGCUCCAGUCAGGUCCCCUCGGACACCGAGAGCAGGGUCCCUGUCAUCAACCUCAAAGAUGGCACCCGGCUUGCUGGGGACGACGCUCCCAGGAGGAAAGAUUUAGAACAGUGGCUACAAGAACACCCUGGCUUUGUGGCAGACACAGGAGCCUUUAUCCCUGGGGUAAAUAAGAUGCAAAUGCAGUUCCACUUCCAGGACGGUCGGCCCAAGCAGAAGAGGCACCGCUGCAGGAACCCAAACAAGAUUGACGUGAACAGCUUGACAGGAGAGGAGAGGGUCCAGAUCAUCAACAGGAGAAAUGCACGCAAGGUUGGUGGAGCCUUUGCUCCUCCUCUGAAAGAUCUGUGCCGGUUCCUUCAGGAGAACCCGGAGUACGGAGUCCCACCUGAAUGGGCAGAUGUUGUCAAACAGUCGGGUUACCUCCCAGAGAGCAUGUUUGACAGGAUCCUGACGGGACCCAUCGUACCUGAGGAGGUGAGCCGGCGUGGACGUCGACCUAAGAACCCUCUGGCCAAGGCGGCUGCAGCGGCGACGGCGGCAGCAGCAACACCCAACCCAGCAGCCUCCACACUGGGGCUGAACCCCCUGCUGGCCAACGGCCUCCUCUCUGGAAUGGACCUGACCAGCCUGCAGGCCUUCCAGCAAAACCUCCAGAGCUUACAGUCCCUGCAGCUCACCGCAGGACUGAUGGGGCUGCCGUCCGACGCCAGCAACCUGGCUGCAAGUAACUUAGCUGCAAUGUUUCCCAUGAUGCUGUCUGGUAUGGCUGGGUUGCCAAACCUGCUUGGCAUGAGCAGCUUGCUUGGGAAGCCUGCUGAGGAGGACACAGGAGGCUCUGAGGAGAAGACAAAGGGAGCCGCCAGCGGUGAAGCAGGAGAGCCGUCUGCCUCUAAAGCGCCCCAACACACCUCAGACACCAAAGGAGAAAGGACAGAGGGCUCAAACACGACUCCUUCCUCCACUUCCAGCUCCACUUCCUCUGCCACCGCCCCACAAAGUGCUUCAGCUGCCUCUGCAGCCUCCAGUCACCCACUGUCUCUUAACCCCUUGUUACUCUCCAGUAUGCUCUACCCAGGGAUGCUUCUCACUCCAGGCCUUAACCUUCCUGUGUCUGCCUCACAGCCGCAGAGCUCAAACAGUGACCCCGCCCUUGCUCCUCCUCCACCUGCACUCUCCAAGUCAUCGGCACAGGAGACAGAGCGGCUAGUGGCAGAAAAGGACGGGGAGGAGGAUGAAGAGGCUUUGGAUGAUGAAGAAGAAGAAGAAGAGGAGGAGGAGGAGGAGGAGUCAGCAGAACAAAAAGAAAACAGUGGUCCUGAAGGUUCGGGGAAAGCAGAGUCAUCUUCAUCAGAGUCUGGAAGCUCUUCUUCCUCAUCAGAUGAUUCAGACUCCAGUGAUGAGGACUGAUCCUAUGAAUAUAUAAUUCUAAAUUUAUUUAUGUAUUGCCUAGAAAUGUAUACAUAUAUUCACAUAUAUAUGGAUUUUCCAGCACUUAUGUUGCGAUUUCUUUACAUGUAAAUAUAAGAACUAACUCAAAUGUUGUGUAAUAAAGACUACAAAAACCUUAAAAAAAAACAAAAAAAAACAGGAAAAACUGACUUAAAAGGAACUGAAAUAAAAUUUCAGUUUUUGUUCACAAGGUACAGUCUUGUUUUGAGACAUUUUGCAUGUCAGACUUUAGUAGAUUUCUGAACUCUGUGAACUUGUACCACACAAUUAUGUACAAUUGCAACAAAAAAGGCAUUAUUGUAAUUAUGUCAGGAUUUAAUUUUAUUAAAAAAGUGAAACUACA
Messenger RNA from Morone saxatilis (striped sea-bass), 9656 nucleotides. It is a transcript of the gene chd9, whose product is annotated as chromodomain helicase DNA binding protein 9. The coding region runs from base 266 to 9271 and encodes 3001 amino acids. Gene Ontology annotation, molecular function: protein binding; ATP-dependent chromatin remodeler activity; ATP binding. NCBI's taxonomy places the organism in Eukaryota, Metazoa, Chordata, Actinopteri, Moronidae. The record is from RefSeq and is a predicted model, not a curated record. The transcript is spliced from 39 exons.